Dissoconium aciculare CBS 342.82 is the source of this 1755-nucleotide messenger RNA. RefSeq names its product multicopper oxidase. Gene Ontology annotation, molecular function: oxidoreductase activity; copper ion binding. The record is from RefSeq and is a predicted model, not a curated record. NCBI's taxonomy places the organism in Eukaryota, Fungi, Ascomycota, Dothideomycetes, Mycosphaerellales, Dissoconiaceae. The transcript is spliced from 2 exons. The annotation marks the transcript as partial.
GGAGACUCGGUUCUCGGUUCUUUGUGCCAACCACAUUUCCCGCAUUGGCUCGGUGAUUCACAAGGCAAACCAUACACUUCAGCGCCAUGGGGCGAGAGAACUCCACGAACGGCGGAUGCGACCGUCGAUAGCGAUAUACCGCGAACAGGGGUCACACGGCGCUACGAAUUUACCAUCAGCCGUGGUCAUGUCUGGGCAGACGGCGUGAAGCGAGAUGCUAUGCUCGUUAACAACCAAUUUCCUGGCCCGGCAAUCGAAGCCAAUUGGGGAGAUGAGAUCGAAGUGAUUGUGCACAACAAUAUCUCCGCUCCAAUGGAGGGUACUGCCAUGCAUUAUCACGGCUUUCUCCAGCGUGGUAGUAAUUGGAUGGAUGGCGUGCCCUCUGUCAGUCAAUGUCCAAUCGCGCCAGGGGCUUCUUUUACCUACCGUUUCACCGCUCAGCUCUACGGAACAUCGUUCUACCAUGCACAUUAUUCGGCUCAGUAUACUGCGGGUGUUGCCGGGCCGAUCAUCAUACAUGGCCCAUCGCAGCUUCCGUAUGACAUCGACAUUGGGCCCGUCAUGCUCACAGACUGGUUUCACAUUCCGUAUUUCAGCAUCGUUAAAGAUGUGGUCGGGACUGACAUGACUAAACUACCACCUAAGAGUGACAGCUUGCUGAUCAAUGGCCGCGGCCGAUUCGACUGUGCUGAACCUUCCUACUCAAGUUCAAGCGAUUGGGUUGGAAGUAACAUCGCGAGUAACCAGACUUGGGAGUGUGUUGACGGCGCCGAGUUGUCCAAAUUUCGAUUUCAAAGCGGAAAGAUCCACAGACUCCGGCUAAUCAAUCACGGUGCUGACGGAGUGCAAAAGUUUUCCAUCGAUGGCCACAAGAUGACUGUCAUCGCGACGGAUUAUGUCCCGACCGUGCCUUAUACCACCGAGACUGUUACCCUGGGUGUAGCUCAACGUACGGAUGUCCUAGUCCAGGCACUGGAUACACCUGGCGCCACGUACUGGAUGCGAGCUAGGACCCCUGGUGGCUCUAGCAUGGGCGGCUCAGCACACGCCGAAGUGCUCGCUGCCAUAUACUAUGACGGAGCCGAUCCAUCGCUUAUACCAGCCUCUCAAGGUGUAAAACAAGACGCUGGCUGUGAGAAUGAGCCCCUCGAAAUCACCCAACCUGAAUAUGUCAUCGCUCCUAGUGGCGAUGCUUACCAGCAGAACCUCGUCCUUGGUCUCGAAAGGAAUUCCUCUGGUAAUUUCGAAUGGCUGAUCAACGGCCAGACAUUCCGAGCGAACUUUAAUUCGCCUUCUCUCUACCUCGCCGCCGAUGGGAACACCACUUAUCCAGAUCCCGAGUGGAACAUGUUCAACUUUGGCCAGAACAAGUCUAUUAUUCUCAAUGUCACCAACGCCACACCAUACACCCAUCCAUUCCAUCUUCACGGGCACAACUUUUUUGUCCUCAACAUAGGAAGCGCCGGGACUACCUGGGAUGGCAGCAUCGUCAAUCCUGGCAAUCCCAUGAGGAGAGACACCGUGAUCAUACCCCCUCUCGGAUGGGCAGCAUUCUCCUUCGAGUCCGACAAUCCCGGCAUCUGGCCAUUUCACUGCCAUGUGGCGUGGCAUCUCUCUGGUGGACUUGCCAUGAACAUCAUGACCCGACCCAAUGAUAUUCCGAAGAUACCUCGAGGCAUGGAAGAAUCAACCUGUACUGCAUGGAAUGCGUACACCGACCGAAACACGGUUGAUCAGAUUGAUGCGGGAUCAUAA